CUCCGACAAGCUGGAAUUUUGUUUAGCCUUCCCCUUUCGUCCUCUUUGGUUUUGGGACUGUCUCAAGCAUGUUUUCUCGUACCUCUUGCAAGAUUUUAAGUGAUUAUCUUCUUCUCGAAGACUGUUUCCGCGUCAAACCGAUCCACCGAGGAGAAAUUAGAAGAAGAUUCAGCAGCAGCAGCAACUCCGAGAUCUUGAGCUCGAAUUUUUCAUUUACAAAGGCGCCUUGUAUGCAGCAUUGGCGUAAAAACUGGGAAAACCAGAGAAGAAACCGAUUGACAUCGAGUACUUUUGCUCAAGCAAUUGGGUUUUGGCCUAACCGUAGAGUCCAGCUCUGGUUAGAGACAAUCGGAGCGUCAGAGCCAUUUUCAGGCAACGCAGCCACGUGUUGGACCAAUUUCAAAGAGAAAGAAGCACUCAAAAGAUACCACGCAAUAACAGGACAUUACUUUCUCUUGCCUGAAUUCGUAGCCUUAGAAGAAGAAGAUGAUGAUGUAAACUGGUUAGGAGCUUCGUCUGAUGCAGACAUUCUCGUGGUGGGUAAAGAUGGGUCGUGCUCAAAAGGCGUGCUCGAAGUGAAAUGUCCUUUUUACGACGGAGAUAAAACACAGGCUUGUCCGUGGAAGAAAGUUCCUUGGCACUAUGUUCCACAAGCUCAGGGUUUGAUGGAGAUUAUGGAUAGAGAUUGGUUGGAUUUGUAUUGUUGGACUGUUAAUGGGAGUAGCUUGUUUAGGAUUGAGAGAGAUUCUGUGUUUUGGGGAGAUAUGAAACUAACGCUUGUUGAUUUCUGGGAGAAGCAUGUUGUUCCUGGGAGAGACAAGUUUAACAGCUCUCUUGUAAUAACAGAUCCUUUAGUUGAGCUGAUAGAUUUUGUGCCUGAAUCUAGACAUGAAAGGUGUAAUCAGAUUUUGCGUGGAACUGAGAGAAUUAUGGAUAACUCUAGGUGUUUGUAUUAUGAAAGGAUUAAUGAGCGAAUGUAGAUUGUUAAGUACAGUUAAGUA
Messenger RNA from Eutrema salsugineum, 1001 nucleotides. RefSeq lists its product as uncharacterized. The coding region runs from base 69 to 980 and encodes 303 amino acids. The transcript is spliced from 2 exons. Lineage: Eukaryota; Viridiplantae; Streptophyta; Magnoliopsida; Brassicales; Brassicaceae. The record is from RefSeq and is a predicted model, not a curated record.